Messenger RNA from Salvelinus namaycush (lake trout), 3919 nucleotides. Its product is annotated as fasciculation and elongation protein zeta-2-like. NCBI's taxonomy places the organism in Eukaryota, Metazoa, Chordata, Actinopteri, Salmoniformes, Salmonidae. The record is from RefSeq and is a predicted model, not a curated record. The transcript is spliced from 8 exons. Gene Ontology annotation, cellular component: axon; cytoplasm. Bases 108 to 1205 code for a protein of 365 amino acids.
UUCAUCAGUCUUCUCCAUGUUCAUCAUCAUCAGUGGCACAUUCGUUAUAGCCGAGGAUAGAGCACCAUCCAGGGGUAGGGCAGCCGAACCGAGUCCCUGCGGUAGUCAUGGCGGCGCCGUUAGCCCACUUCGAUGAAGACUGGCAGGAUUUCAACGAAUUCAAGUCGGCCUCAGGGUCGCCGAACCGACUAGACCAGCUGAACUCGAACGUGGCUGACACGGGCCUGGCGGAGGAUUUCUCGGACAUCGACAACAGCUUUUCGGGGGAGAUAUGCAGCUUCAAAUCAAUGGAGGACCUUGUCCACGACUUCGAUGAGAAGCUGACAGUUUGUUUCCGAAAUUACAACACUGAAACUGAAAACAUAGCCCCCAUUAAACCUAUCACAGAAGAUAAUUUCCUCAAGGACGACGACGUGUGGAAUGCUCUGACCGAUAACUACGGCAAUGUGAUGCCAGUGGACUGGAAGACCUCUCACAUUCGCUCCCUGCAUCUCCCCACUCUCAAUCUCUGUGAGCAGAGGAAGCUGGACAACAUGCCACUUGACCUGUCUGAUGAUGAGGAGCUGAGGGAACAGAUGGACAUGCACUCCAUCAUCGUGUCCUGCAUCAACGACGAGCCACUCUUCACCGUCGAGCAGGUGAUCGAGGAGAUUGAGGAGCUGAUGGAAGAGUCUCCAGACCCAGAGGAUGAUGAGAGCCCGUCCCAGUCAGACCUGUCCAUGCUCUCCCAAGACCUCAGCAACCUCAAACGCUCCAGCUCUAACACCAGCUAUGAGGACCGCCUGCAUCGUCUGUCAGUCUCAGAGCUGAGCGAGGCCUUGGAGGAGGUGGAGACUGCCAUCAGGCGCUACAGUGAGGAGCUGAUCCAGGCCCUGGCCCUGAGGGACGAGCUGGACUUUGAGAAGGAGGUGAAGAACAGCUUCAUCUCGCUGCUCAUCGACGUGCAGAAUCGGCAGAAGGAGCACCGCGAGCUGCUCCGCCAGAAGAAGAAGACCAGGCCCACAGGCAGCGCUCCGAGGGCAGACAGGACACACAUUCCUGGGACGUAUCUGACCACAGUUAUCCCCUAUGAGAAGAAGGCUGGCUCCCCCUCUGUGGAAGACCUUCAGAUCCUCACCAAGAUUUUGCAUGCAAUGAGGGAGGACAGUGAGAAGGUACCCAGCCUCCUAACAGACUACAUCCUCAAAGUGCUGUGUCCCACAUAGACCUAGUGGAGGAGCCCCCUGUUCUAGAACAUUCUGACGGAACACUCAGGAGCUGCAGAUUUCUGGAACAUACCAAUGGAAGGAGAGCCCCCCACCCCUCGAAUAAGGUGGACUCUUCCUGUUGGAGUUUUUCCCCCGCCACAUCUUUUCCCUCGACUUAUGAGAUUCACAUUUUAGUACCUGAUGUUUUACCUUACACUUAAAAAUUACACGUAAAAAGGUGUUUUAAUGUUCUAAUGCUAUAAUCUCACGUUAGUUUUGUCUUCUUUGCACGUUAGCGUCUCUGUUAGCCUGUUGGCAGUAUUACUCUCCAUUGUCUUAAGUGGCUUUCUGUACUUAUUUUCUAUCCUCUGUUUGCACUAAUGUAAAAUAACUUGAGAGGGGAAACUCAUUCCUGUCUCUACAUUCACCGGUCUGUCUUUUCACAUCAGUAAGAAAUAGGGUGAGGAGAGCCCCCUCUUGAGAAGUCACUUGACCAUUGGAAUGAGUCUUUCCUCUGUUAGACUGGCCAAUGCCCUCUGACUGGGGUAUAUAGGAGGGAUGGGGAAAUAAGGCUUCUUGAACCUCUAUGGGUGGGAUCAGUCAAUGGGAGCUCUCCACUUUAACAGAGAGAUCCUAUGGAUCAGAGCAAUUAAUGAUUGACAAACUAUGGUAUUAGUGGGAUUCAGAAGCCUUGUUUUUUUCCCCCAUCUCUUUUACGUUUCACAAACCCUGUCAGUUUGUCUUUGCAUGCUGGUACAUAGGAUUAGGGAGCUACACCAGUGACAUGUUAUAAAUCAUUAUUUUGUAUACUACAAUGGGGAAAUUGCACAAAUAGAACAUGUAUUUUUAAGUGAUAACUUUUUGAAAAAGGGAAAAAAAAAUAAUGACAGAAGUUAGUUAGAAGGUAACCCGAAAGAACAAACUUGUACAGCUUUUUAUUUUUCUGUAGUUUUAGAGAAAUUAGGGACUUUUUGCUGCCAGUAGUGUGGCCACUUAUGACAUCACCAUUGUUAUGUAAACAAUAGCUGUCAACCUCUGACCCCUCCUAGUGACAUGUUACAUUAUAACAUCACCCUGUAAACUUGCCUGCCUCAUACCUCACCUCUUAGUAUGUACUGAAAGUUUAGGGUUAUUAUAGUAUUUCAGUGGAUAUAACACUAAUAUUAGGAUGAUGAAAUAAUGGUGUAAUUGCUGUGAGUUGAUCCUACCAUGUUGUUUUUAAAACCAAUAACUCUUUGAUGUUGUGUUGAGGAUCAAGUGAUGAUGUAAUCAGUCGGUGAUCUGUUCUUGUCCAGUGGAUGUAGAAACAGUAGUAGAACACAAAAUCGUUGUAUGUACUUAUGGAGACAAUGUAACGGAGGUAGGGAGGUUUCUGUUCAAAGACAGGAGAGAGCCUUCAAACACCAACAUUUCUAUAACCUCUUGUCUACAUCCACAACUGCCAACCUUCAUCAGCACUAUCUGUCAUAGCAACGCUAUGCUUGGUACGCCACAAUCCUGUCAAAUCGUCAGCAGGUAACUAAGCUCAGUGCACAAUAAUUGCAGUCGCACACAAACCGAUCAGGUCCAGUCUACCACUACUCUACACCCAGAGCAGUGGUUCCACAGUAGUAGAGGAUUAUGGAUUGCGUUAGGAUGAAGAGUGGCGAUGUUGUUACUCCAUGCUUGGGGGAUAAUGUUUUAACAUUAGCAAGCCCAGCAUCCUGCAGCUUGAGUAGCCAUGUAGUAGUAUAAUGACAUCAGUGAUUGAUAAGGCUACAGAUAAGUAUAGGCUAGAACCUGAAGACCUAGCUAAGUGGUUGUUGUAGGAACUCUAUAGUAAAACUACUGUUGUAGUAACGAAGUAUUUAGAAGCCGCCUGACACCUAUAGACAGCAACUAGACAUCCCAGGUAAGAAGUCCACGGUAGUGCCAGUUCUGUCCUCGCUAUUAGAAGUCGAAUCAUGGUGUCUAAUGGAAGCUUUUCCCUGGAUCAAAGUGUCGUGACGAGGUAAUGGGUUUCAGUUGAAUGUCUUCGAAGGUAGAUUUCUUUAGUAAGGGAAGCCAGCAGACCUCUAGGUACUGUACAGAAUCACAUGCAACUAUCUUUCAAUUGUAGCAAGCUUCAAAAGCAUUCACAACCCCUAGCAUGUGCUGCAUGCACUUUUAUCUACUUUUACUUCAGAUAAAUCAAAUGAAUGGUAAGCAAUAAUGUCACACUAAAGGAAUCCUUAGCAUUGAACCACAUUGCAAUGAGAAAGUUAAGCCGAACUGAAAUAUAUACUAGCUAGGGUGGGGUUUGGGCUCCUUGAAACUGGAGUCAAAUUGAGUAGUAUAAUUUGGGUUGUCUUGGAGCGGCACGGCGUUGUCACGGAGAUCAGAGAAGGUUGUUGACUCGGAUGAAGCUCUGCCCCUUUCGUCGCCUGGUCCCUCUAUUUUAGCAAACAUAUCAGCGUAUAUCCACACUUUAUCUAGAGAUUUAUAUUUAUAUAAACACAAGCAACAAAAAAAGGCUGCCUUUAUACAUACCCAAAAUUUCAGGCAUUUACAAUCUCAUUUAUUUUUAAUGCACUAUACUUCUCCCAUUUGGGGUUUUUAUGUUUACUUGUCUUGUCAUGUGGUACUACAGUACAUAAAUUUAUUGGGUAAGUGUUUUUGUUUUGUAACCAUAUUAUUGACUAGUGGUACAAACUUUUUGGGCCAGAAUUGCAUCUGGAGCUCAUUUCAAAUAAAAUGAUGAUAUGUUGACUUUA